This is a messenger RNA of Saccostrea echinata, 3329 nucleotides long. RefSeq names its product zinc finger protein 37 homolog. NCBI's taxonomy places the organism in Eukaryota, Metazoa, Mollusca, Bivalvia, Ostreida, Ostreidae. The coding region runs from base 181 to 2784 and encodes 867 amino acids. The transcript has 3 exons. Gene Ontology annotation, molecular function: RNA polymerase II cis-regulatory region sequence-specific DNA binding; DNA-binding transcription factor activity. Gene Ontology annotation, biological process: regulation of transcription by RNA polymerase II. The record is from RefSeq and is a predicted model, not a curated record.
AAUAAUGGAAAAUUAGAAUAGAAGAAAAGCGUGUUCUUCCCAGUCCCUCUUGAUUUGAAUUAUUUGUUUAGACUCCAUCAAGGUCCUUGUUGGUUUGGCCAUUAAAUGACGGUCUUGAAGACUCAACAUUGAAAAGAGUAGUAACAUCCGAAGUACAUGUAGCCGAAUAUAUGAUACAGAAUGAUGGAGCAAAUUCAUUUUGUUGAGUUUUUGGAUAAAGAGUGGGAUCCACAGUCCAGAGGUUUUACUUACACUCGUAACUCUCGCAGUCAAAAAUCUCCAGCUUCAAGCCACAGCACCUCUAUCAUCAACACAAACAAGGAGUUACACCCUCAAAUGCCUAACAUGAAUAAAUCGCCAGUCACACUGUACAAAUGUAGAGUCUGUAGGAGAGCAUACAUGAAACAGGUAAACCUGGAGAAGCAUGAAAGAACCCAUGAAGAACUGGUUGGUGAAAUGAAAAAUAACGAAGGACCUUCACCAAGGCUCAAAUCAAAGCCAGGAUCGAGUCAUGGAGAUGAUGUUCAGGAAGACAUAGAAGGGGAUGCAAAAGGUUCAACCAGAUACAGAUCAGAAAAUAAAGCAACUCUUAGAAAUCAAGAUGAGGAUUUGAAUGGUGAGACAACUUCUACAGUAGAAUCCAGAUCACUGCCAAAAUCAAGUGAUGGAGAUGAGGUUCAAGAUGAUACAACAACUUCCAGAAAGUCCAACUCAUCACCAAUAUCCUGUGAUACAGAACAAGUCCAAGAAGUUUUUACCAAGAUUACAGGUACAUCACAAUCAAAAGAUAAACCAGAAUUGUGUCAAGAGGUUCAAGUUAAAGCAAUAAAUAGUAACACAACAUCCACAAAGGCAUCCAAAUUAAAACCAAAAUUAAAACACAGAAAUCAAGUUGAAAAAAAGAGAAAUAAAGAUAUGUCUACAUCUAAAUCAAUGUCGAGCACAACUCAAAACUCAAAAUCAAACACUAGAAAAAGAUCUCAACCUACCACCAAUCUGGAGAGCAUGACUGACAACCAGGCAGGACUUGAUUAUUUGAAUCCUGAAAUUGAAAAGAAAGUUCGAUCUGCUGUAAUAGAUAAUUGCAGGUUUGAUCAAGAUACAGAGAUUUUUGAUUCCAUCGAGUCUAAUACGGCAGUAAUGGAAUGGUGUUCAGCUGAAACAAACUCUGGCAUGUUUGACAUUACUCAGCAAAAUUUCAAAGCAUUCUUAAAACCUGCACGAGCAAAUGUAAAGAUGGAACAUGAACAGCUGGAUGACGUACAGAGUCAGGUGAACAACAUCUUAAACUUCUUAAAUAGUGAGGAAGAGGUCGAUAAUGAAACAAGUGAAGAGUAUGAACUAGAGGCUGUAAUACCUGAAACAGAAUUGGAUGUAAAUCAACAGAAAAACAGCUCCCCGGCAGUGCAGAUGGGUUCUGACAGAGAUGAGGAAUCAGAGGAAUUUGAAGAGAUGGAAGAUUUUUCUGAAGAGAAGGAAGAUGUUUCUGAAGAAAAAGAAGAUGCAGUUGAAAAAAAGGAAGAUGGUCCUGUAGAAAAGGUAAAUUCUGAUGAAGAAAAGGAAGAUGUUCCUGUAGAAAAGGUAAAUUCAGAUGAAAAAAAGGAAGAUAUUUCUGAAGAGAAGGAAGAUGUUUCCGAAGAGAAAGGAGAUACAGGUGAAGAAAAAGAUGAUACAGAUGAAGAAAAGAAGGGGGUUGCUAAGGCUUCUGGAAGAGGCAUUUUAAAAGUAAAAAUAACAAAAACAUCUAAAGAAAUCAUUUCAAAGAAGAAAAAGCUGGAAGAUUUUGAAAGCAUUAUAUCAAAGAAGAGAGUGCCAGUGAUAAAGCUGUUAAGAAUUCCCAAGGAGAAGAUGCUAGAGGAUUAUAAAAGUAGUAUUUCAAAGGAGAGCACACCAAUGGAGGAGCAUUCAAGGAAGGCAAAUUCAAAGACUGAUUUCAUUGAGAAAGAUGGUGAUUUAAAAAACUGUUCCUUAGAGGAUUUAAGUGAUAAUGAUGGAUCUGAUUACAUAGAAUCAGACAAUGAAGAUGUGAAAGUUGAGAGUUCUGAGACCGAAAAUAAAAAUGUCACUGAGCAUAAAGCAUUUUAUUGUUUUCUCUGUGGUGAAAAGUUUUUGAGUAAAGGUAAAAUGGAAUAUCACAGACGAAAGCACAACUUCCCACUAUGGCCACUGAGUGUAGGAAAAGGUGCAAAUUGUGACGAGUGUGGCAAAAUGAUCAAGUCUAGAUCUGCCCUUCUUUCUCAUAAGAGAACACACUUGCCUAAAAUGGUGAAAAAGGUGAAAUGCAACAUAUGCAAAAAGGCUUUCUCUGAAGCUCUCCAUUUACGCCAGCAUGUAUGUUCAAAGGAACGAAAAGUCAAACACAUUUGUGAGAUAUGUGGAUCCACAUUCAACAGAAGGGGUUGCUUGAAUGAACAUAUGCUAAAGGAACAUGACGAUAAAACAUAUGAUUGCGAACAAUGCGGAAAAUCUUUUAAACAUCCAUCUAAUUUGCGAAAACAUGUUAAGAUUCACUCAAAAGAAAAGUCCUUUAUCUGUGACCUCUGCGGGCAGGGAUUUACAUUCUCUGGGACACUGCACCGUCACAUGAAGGUACAUUUGGAUAGUAAACCCUUCAAAUGCAUCACAUGUGGAAAGUUCUUCCGCACAAAUUACAACUUAAACAGUCAUAUGCUCACUCAUACAAAAGAGAGGCCAUUCAGAUGUGACUUGUGCCCUGAAGCCUAUAAUCAUAAGAUCUCCCUCCAGCUACAUGUGAGAAAGUGCCAUCACUAUGACCUAGUUUAAUAUGUGACGUACAUUUUUUAAAAAAAAUUCUUGUACAUUUGUUCUUUUUCAAUUUAUUGUCUUUUUACCCUUGUGUAUUCUUUACAAAUAGGUCAAAAAAGAUAAAUAGAUCGAGGCUUUAAAGUUAAGAGAAAUAUUAGGCUAAGUGUUUUGUCUCACAGCAUGAUUUGUUGAAAUAAAGGGGAGAUAAUAAAUAAAUAGUUGUGUAAGAAAAUUGGAUGGGAUCAUUUAAAACUCUGUAGGAAUCUUCCUACUGUGUUGUGGCAAAUGACUUUUGUGUAAAUCAUUGUUCUCUUGAGAGCAUUGCAAGAAAACAAUGGAGAGGAGAUAAAAUUUUACUUGCAGAGAUUUUAGAAAAUUUAAAUGAAUUGAGGGCUAUAUAUUUUCAAAUACACAAGUAUCUUUUGGAUAUAGAGGCAGUUACCCUAGGCCUUGGGAGAGGAUGGAGGUACAUACAAUGCUAUUAAUAUUUGAAUACAUGUAUAUUGUAUUUGUGUGUGUGUGUGUUCCAUACAUCAUUGUGAAUAAAAUUUUAUUUUCAUCAU